Molecule: messenger RNA, 4893 nt
Organism: Candidozyma duobushaemuli
Lineage: Eukaryota; Fungi; Ascomycota; Pichiomycetes; Serinales; Metschnikowiaceae
Exons: 2
Coding region: 1-4893 (1630 amino acids)
Biological process (GO): rDNA heterochromatin formation; negative regulation of septation initiation signaling
Cellular component (GO): nucleolus
Molecular function (GO): phosphatase activator activity; rDNA binding
Source: RefSeq, a predicted model, not a curated record
AUGAAACUAAAGCUUCAGGUGGUUCUUAUACCAGUGACGCUGGCUGAGAUGCCCACAUCCAGCAUAGCCACCUUUAAAAAAUUUCUACAUCUCACCGACCCAGAGAGUUCUGUGGGGCAGGUUUGCGAUGCUCUUAUAAAAAGGUACAACAGGCUUUAUCCGGAAGCAGACAAACUCCAAGUCGAGGGCAUCCAAGAUGACGACCGAUGUGACUUGGACCCGGAUUUCGCCGCAUCAGACGUGUUUCAAUCGGGCGAUGUGGUCCGUGUUCUUGUUGAUAAUUUACUACCGACCUACUCAAGAGACACAUCAAUGAUACUUCCUGAUGUUACAACUGCAACAGCCGAUGCCACAACAAGCUCCAAAAGACGAGCUGACUCCAGUGAAGCCAACGAGUCACGAAUGUUGAAGAAGUCGCGUACCAUAUGGGGAAUUCGCCAAGAUUCACCAAGUGAAGCGGCCGAAACCGCUUCGAAAGCUGUUCCAACUAAUGAUCUGGUGACGAAAUCCCCAGUCUUACUUCCGCCACCAUCGCAUCAAACUCCUGGCUCCAAGAUAAUACCGCAAAAGAAACCUUCACCCGCGUCCUCCUCUGGCAGAAGAAUAACAUCAGGCAUGCUUAAAUUGCCGGAUGAAAGCGAGAACAGUACUGAGAGCGUGAAAAAGACUCCGCAGGCUGUUAGUCAAUCGCCUGAGCACGAUGAAAUAGAUGACGGUACUGACAGUGAUGAUCUGGUUUCCCAUAGGCUGCUCAAGCAUAGGAAAGAGAAUGACAAACAUCAAGCUACCAAAUUAGCUCCUCCCCCAACCGUCCCUACGAAAACACCAUCGAAGAAGGAGCCUCUUAAUACGCUGACACCCUAUCAUAAUAGCACGCAGCCACCUCAGCCUCAACCUAAUAACCAAACACUUCAAUCGCCUUACGCCGGGACCUUGAAUAUCUCUCAUCCGUCAUUAACGCCUCAAUACCUUUCGCCCAGUGGGAGCUUCCAGAGUCAUUUAUCUCCUGCUCCUGGUCCUCAACCUCAAUUGCCUGUCCAGAGGCCCUCACUGUCUUCCUCACCAGCGGCCCCAGUCCAAAACACCACUCAGCAUCAACAGCAUCGAAACACGUCUCUGCUUGAAAAUUCAUUAAUUCGCCAGUACCCGGUUACCAGUCCUAUCGAGGAUCAGAAAAUGCAAGAAUCUAUCAAGCAGCUGAUCCAUGAGAAGGUUGAUGACGCAAUGAGAAGGCAGGAGUAUCUCGUCAAGCAAGGUGUUGGUAAGAUACGAGAGGAGGAGGAAAAAGAGAAGGAGAGAAAGACUGCAGAGGAUAGAAGAAGAGAUGAGGAGCAGCGCCGAAUGCAAGAGGAAAUGAGAAAGGCCGAAGAGAACCGGAUUCUCAUGCCUGCUGAAGAGUUGAAGAGGCAGGCAGAGUUGCUUGAACAGGAGCAGGAAUGGAGAGAUAGAACACUCCUGUUCCAGAAGCACUUGCAACAAAAAGAGGAGUUGCUCAAAAAGAAGGAAGCUCUCAGACAGCAAGAAGUUCGGAAGGAAGCAAUUUUGAGGAAGCAGGACGAUCUCAGACGACAGGCCGAACUCAAGAAACUGGUUGAACGUAAACAGGAGGAAGCUUUGCGGCAACAAGAGCAAACCAAAGCGAAGGUACUUCAAGAAAAGAGCUCAUCGCAAGGGAAAGGAGCUGGUGAGAAUUCUGCAAACAAAUCUCAAGCUCAGGGAAAAGCACCACCUGUGCAUGUUUUCGAUUACGACAAAAAUCUACCAAGCAAUGUCAUGAAGCCUGCUACAGGUUUUGGCGGUCUAACCCCAACUGUUGCUGCACUGCCGCAACCAGAACCUCGUGUCAAUAACACUAACGGGUCUGCUACCACGAAAGACGGCUCAAGUGCUAACAAGGAAGCUUCUCACUCUGAAAAGGUUGCACAUGAUGGUAACAAAGAGGAUGUUUCUUUAAAUAAGGGUGAGAUCAUGUCAAUCAUCAGAAACAACAUGCGCGUACCCCAUAAAAUUAUCAAGAAACUCUCGGUUCCCACUCCAGAUAAUGCUAAGUUCGCUGCCCACGAGGAAGAGCGCAAGCGUCAGAUACGAGAGGAAAAUAUCGCUAGAAACGCUGCUGAACUCGAAAGCAGGCGCCGCAACGCAGCCGCAGCGCCUUCAAACACUACUAGGAGCUUGCGUUCUCGUGUAACGAUUGGUGGAGUACCAAACUUUGAUACGAACUUGGACAACAUUGAGGACGAAAAAGAUAAGGAGAAGGAGAAAUUGAAGGAGACCAGGGCGAACGCGUUGCCAGCUCCUUUUAAUGACUUUGCUAGCAAGUCUAAACUUUCUUCAAUCUAUGUGAAGAUGAAGAAGUUGGACGCGAGAAUCGAAAAACAACACCAGGAACUGCUGAAGAAAAUAAAGAGUGAGCCAUCUACUCCAAACUUGCAACGAACUGAAGAUGCCUCGCAGAAAUCAGAUGACACUCCCAGUGGACAACAGAGCACGCUUCAGAAAUUACAAGCUGCUGCGGAGGAUGAAUCCGAUGAGGAUAAUGAUGCAUCGGAGAAGGAAGGUAGUCCUGAGGAAAAAGAGGAUGAGGAAGCGGAGACAAACGCUUCAUCGCAGUCAAGUGAAGAUGACGUUGAAAUGCAAGACGCAGCUGCCGUCUCUAACAGCUCUGAAGAAGACGCCUCGGUCAAUGAAUCUGAUGACUCGGAGGAUGAAGAAUCGGAGGAUGUGGAUUCGGAUGCUGUUAGGCAGCCAAAAAAGAAGAUCCCUGAACAAACGAAGCCAACUGCUGUUAAGUUUAAUAAUCAGACUUCUUCCUCCACUCCAGGCAUCGUUAAGCGUGGCAGAGGCAGACCAAGAAAGGACGAUCCUCGCAACCUUACUAAGAAAGUUCCGCAACCACGGGCCUCUCUUCGUACGAGAUCGGCCGCUCCAGAAGUUAUCGAACUAGAGUCAUCGAGUGAGAAUUCCGAUGAAGAGGACAUUGAUGAUAAUGCAGAGCAGAUCGAAGACGACAAGGUCACAACUGAAGAGUCUAACCAGGUAUCAGUGGCAACUAGCGCUUUUGAGAUUUCCGAGAGUGAAAAGCCCUUGAACGCACCGGAACAGACGACAAGAGAAAGUUCUGAAGCUAUAAGUGGGUAUGAUUCGCAAAGGUCUGAAUCGCAUUAUACUGACGCCGAAGCCUCCGAUGUACGUGGAAGGGAAAUAAAUGAUGACGCCAACAAGCGAGACGGCGAGGCUGCUUCAGACCCCAUCGAAAUUGAUUCUAAGGCGGGCACUGAAGCCCCUGAAUCUCAUGGUGAUAAACUGAAAUCAUCUAAUGAAGAUAAUGCCAAGGAAGCUGGUCUGGCAUCCUCUUUGGUGGAAGAUAAGCCGAAUGUGACGCAAGUCUCGUCACACGCCACGACGGCUACUUCAUCUUCUCCCCCCGUUGCAGCAGACCCACUAUCAAGCAAGCUUUCGCAAGCAAAUGAGGAUGCAAAGAAAGAUGAUUCCGUGGAAGCUACUUCUCCGAAAAAGGCGAGUCCUGUGAAGGCUAGCAAAGAAGUAGCACCCAUUCAAUCGGCACCAGCCUCUCAAAAGACUGAUGCCUCGCCCACGAAAAAGGUAACUGCAUCCAUGUUGGUGGCGGCCCUCAAUAAGCUGCCCAAGUCCAGAGAGGGCCAGAAGGUAGGCUCAAACACUCCAGUGAGCAAACACAUCAGUAAUACGUCGAAGCGUGCGUCUCACGGGGAGGGACUGUCGCCCAUAAAGAAACCCAGAUUAGAACCCUCGAAGGUUGACGCUAAAGUUGAAGACGGAGAGAAAGAUGUUAAGCCGGAUGUCGUGAUAUCUUCGAAUUCUGAGUCCGAGUCGUCCUCAUCCUCGUCAUCUUCAUCUUCAUCGGAAUCUGAGUCAUCCUCAGAGUCAUCCUCCGAGUCUGAUUCUGACAAUGAGUCCAGCGGCAAUGCUUCUCAGACAGAGUCGACGUCACAAAAGGCUGCGAUAGUUACAACUCAGAAAAGUGAUGGAAACGAUAUUGUUGAGAAAACCGAUGAAAAAUCUCACCUGAGUAAUCUCAAAGAUACUGGUUCGGAAAAGGCACUGGUCUCGAAGGAGAAUUCGACCUCUAAGGAAGAAGCAACGAAGACUGAGACAAUUGCCGAAAAGAAGUCUGUCUCAGGGAAAGGACAAAUCAUUGAUAAGAAGCCUGCUGCAUCAAAAGAGAAGAAGCCUGUUGCAUCAAACGCCGCUUCAAGCUCUUCUUCAAAUUCUAGUUCGGAUUCGGAUUCGGAUUCGAGCGAAAGUCAAUCUCUGUCGGAAUCUGAAAGCGAGCCUAAGAAGAAACCGCCAACAAUUGCCAAAAGUGCUUUGAAAAAAGUUCCUAGUCUUGUGAGCUCCAGAGUUGUGAAGAAGAACUUUGGCUCCCUAGCAAAGCCAACUGCAAAGCCCAUCAAGGCACCAUCCCCACCCGUUCACAAGCUGUCUGAAGGUGUGAGGACUAUUACCGUUGAGACUCCAUUUUCGAAGUCAUCUGAUGAGGAUGAAAAAGCCAAGGCAAAUAAGGCGCAGCAAAGGCCAGCACCAACAGCGACGUUGCCCAAAUUAAACUCUCUCAGUGAUUUGCAGAAGCGAGGAGUACCGGAUGUACGUGACUCGAAGGACAAGAGUUCUUCUGAUUCUAAGAAACAACCUGAGAAGAAGCUUGAUAUCUCAGAGUCAGAGCUGGAAUCGCUGAGUGACUCAGAUCUGAGUUCUGAUUCAGAUUCAGGCCUGGACUCAGAUUCUUCUGAUGAUGAAGACUCGUCGAAGUUUGCUAGCUUGAAGAAGCUUUCUGGUGAUCGUGAUGCCAAGAAGAAGAAGAAGAAGAAGAGCCUAGGGUUUAGCAGUCUCAUGAGAGAUGCUAACAAAAAGUAA